Molecule: messenger RNA, 825 nt
Organism: Cordyceps militaris CM01
Lineage: Eukaryota; Fungi; Ascomycota; Sordariomycetes; Hypocreales; Cordycipitaceae
Product: U3 snoRNP-associated protein Utp11
Exons: 2
Coding region: 1-825 (274 amino acids)
Biological process (GO): rRNA processing
Cellular component (GO): small-subunit processome; nucleolus
Source: RefSeq, a predicted model, not a curated record
AUGUCGUCUAUGCGCAAUGCCGUCGACCGGCGCGUUCAUCGCGAGCGUGCGCAGCCCCUCGAGCGCCGUCGCCUCGGCCUUCUCGAGAAGCACAAGGACUACUCCAAGCGAGCCAAGGACUACAACCAGAAAAAGGCGCAGCUCAAGUCGCUACGCGCCAAGGCCGCCGACCGCAACGAGGAUGAAUUCUACUUUGGCAUGAUGUCCCGCAAGGGUCCCGGCUCCCGCAUCAUGAACGGCAAGAACUGGACCGGCACCGUCGCGGGCUCCCGCGGCAACAAGGUUCUAGAUAUGGAAACGUCGCGGCUGCUCAAGACGCAGGAUAUGGGCUACGUUCGCACCAUGAAGCAGCUGGCGAACAAGGAGGUCGCCAAGCUGCAAGAGCAAGUCGUCAUGACGAGAGGCAUGGACCGCCUGGACGAGGACGACGAGGACGACGAAGACGAAGAGGAAAACGGCUCCGACAGCGAUGAUGACGAAGAGCCUGCACGCAAGCCGACAAAACAAAAGGCCGCGCGAGUGAUUCGCUUCUUUGACGACGAGGAUGCGCAAGAGGACGCCAUGGAGGCGCAGCUGGCCCUGGAAGAGCGAGACGCGGACCACGAGGCCGAGGGCGACAAGAAGGGGAGCGAGCAAGAAGAGGAGCGGGAAACGUCUCUUCGCAGACUGAAGCGACAACUGAAGACGGCGCGCAAAAAGGUUAGGGUGCUCACGGACGCCGAGGAGGCUCUCGAGGUGCAGCGCGCGAAAAUGGCCAAGACGGCGACGUCGGGCGGCUCGACGAGGCGCGGCAAGAAGCUCAUGGUGCGUACGCGCAAGAGGUAG